AGCAGAAUAUAGUUGUUCUAGUCGAUGAAGGUGCGAAAUGUGCGGUGGUUGUUUGGGUGUCUAGGUGCUAAGUAUACAGCUGACUUCGCAUUGAUGCAACUGUGUGCUUUAAAUAAAGCCUCAUGAGUGAAAACGCGUGUAUACAGACCGAAUUCCACAUCAGAAGCCUCUUGAAUGAGUGUCGCUGAAAGCUGACAUGACCCUUGAAGAUCCAUUCUUUGUAGUCAAAGAUGAAGUAUGCAAAGCUUUAAACAAAACGAGAGGAUUGUAUCGUCGUUGGCUUGAGCUACAUGAUGACCCAGGUAACAGUGUAUCAAAAGAUGAAUUGGAAUGGACUACAACAGAACUACGAAAUGCGCUUCGCAGCAUUGAAUGGGAUCUAGAAGAUUUGGAAGAUACUAUUGGCAUUGUCGAGAAAAAUCCAGGAAAAUUUAAAAUUGACAACAAGGAAUUGAGCAGCCGAAGGAAUUUUAUAGACCAAACACGAGACGAAGUGAAGACAAUGAAAGACAAGAUGAACAUUUCAAGAGGUAGAGACAGGGAUCGCACUGCAAGACAGCCUCUUCUUGAGAACAGUCCUGUGAGAGUGCCAUCUACUCAUGGAACAACAAAAUAUUCAAAACUGGAAAAUGAACUGGACAGUCCCAACAGACAAUUCUUAGAUGAUACUCUGCAGCAACAGAACCAUAUGCUCCGUAGUCAAGAUGAACAAUUGGAUAUAAUCAGUGACUCUGUGGGAACCCUUAAAACAGUAUCCAGGCAGAUUGGGAAUGAACUGGAUGAGCAAGCAGUGAUGCUUGAUGAAUUUGGUAAUGAAAUGGAAAACACUGAUUCAAAACUUGACUCUACAAUGAAAAGAGUAGCUAAGGUUUUCCAUAUUUCAAAUGAUCGAAGACAAUGGAUUGCUAUUGGAGUACUGUCGGGAAUAAUGGUUAUUGUCAUCAUCCUGUUCAUCUUUACAUGAGGAGACCUACAAGCAGAUUUGUGACAGUGCAUGAAUUUGUGUUUUAUUUUCUUUAUACUGCUGCAUACAAGAAGAAAAAGGAAUUUUGGCACUGAGUGUGUAACAUUCUUUGUGCAAUAACUGUUACAAAAUAGUUAUAAAUCAUUGUUAUAUACAUUGUUGAAUAACAUUGGGGGCUAGGAUCACACAGUUAAAUUUCUGAUUUUUCAUAUGAAAGUGUAAGUAUUACUGAAGGGGUGCUUUAUUAUUUAUACAAGGUUUUUAUUCAUAGCUUAUAGGAUUUUAUAAAUUAGUUUUACUGUGCGUGUGAUACAGCACUUUACCUAACAUUCAAAAUAUGAUCAAGAAGUAAAACUGUACUUACAGUGUGUUACUACAAAGUACAUACUGAGAUUUAAAUAGUGAGUCAGCAGUUUUGUUUGCAGUUUACAUUUAUUUUCUGUAAAUUCGCAGGUGAUGCAAAUAAUGUAUAAUGUAUAUAAUAGAAAUAAAGAAAAUAAUUCUAAGUGCUGUUUUAUGCAUAAAGUUGCAAAACAUUUUAUUAACUCAAAAGACUAUUUGGUGCCAACCAUCAACUUAACCUUUAAUUCUAGAGAUAAUCAUCUGGUAUGUGCAAAAGAUGUAGAUGGCAGGUAAUAUAAAAACUUAAUGUACUGGAAUUAUUAGUGUUACUUAUAUGAAAAGAGGAUUUUCACAAUUAAUAUGAGAAAAAUACCAGUAGAUAUAUAUAGAUAAGGUGUGCAUCUGUACCAUCUGUUUGGUAAUGGAUUUGAUUUGAAUUACUUGCAAAUAAAAAGGGACUUUAAUCACAGCAAAAGAAAAGUUCUAGAUAGAAUCAGAUCCUCUCGCAACAAAAAUCAAGUGGGACAUGUUACUCAGAGGAGCUUCAUGAUAUAAGUGAGAGCUUCAAAAUGUAAAUAAUUUCACAUUGUCACUUUGAAAGAUGGCACAAAUUUCAGAGGGUUAUUUGUACAGGGAGAAAUUAAUUUGCAUUCUCUGAAUGAUCCAUGUACAAAUGAAAUGUAUGGACUGUGUUACUCCAAUUUCCUUAGGUACUUAUAAGUCUUUUAAUAGUGUGUAAGAUUUUAUUUAUGCUUGUCUACUACAAUAUUACAAUAAAGUAAAUAGUUAAAACUGAUCAUUUUCAGUUAUCCUCUAGGGAACAGCUGUAUUAUAUUUUACUGUUUUAAAUUUAUGGUGCUGCUACACUGUAUUGUUAUGCACACUCUUUACUGUUCCUUUAUAUUACAGUAUUCUGUAGUUAAGUUUCUUUCAAUGAUACUUCGUGUAAUUUUGUAAAUACCUCAUUUAGUUGUGAUUUAUACUGGUAUGAACAUUGUGUAAAAGACUGACUGACAUUUGCCUGCUUUAAAUGUGUAUUUGCAUAUGCUACAUUGGUAUUGGCAUAAAAUUUUCAUUGUUUGUUUCCAGUACAAAUGAAUUGUUCAUAAUAAUUAAUUUUGAACUGUGGGUGACAGAUGCAGAAUUUGCCAGUGUCAAGAAUAAGAGCAGUAUCACACAGUAAAAUAACAAUUUGUAAUUUCAAAAUAGUGUAUCAAAAUCAUUUGUUUAGUAUAGUAAAUCCAUCAGAGAAAGCAUUCA
Schistocerca piceifrons (Central American locust) is the source of this 2566-nucleotide messenger RNA. Its product is annotated as syntaxin-6. Lineage: Eukaryota; Metazoa; Arthropoda; Insecta; Orthoptera; Acrididae. Gene Ontology annotation, molecular function: SNAP receptor activity. Gene Ontology annotation, biological process: Golgi vesicle transport; intracellular protein transport. The record is from RefSeq and is a predicted model, not a curated record. The transcript has 7 exons. Bases 197 to 964 code for a protein of 255 amino acids. Gene Ontology annotation, cellular component: membrane.